Paramuricea clavata is the source of this 1768-nucleotide messenger RNA. NCBI's taxonomy places the organism in Eukaryota, Metazoa, Cnidaria, Anthozoa, Malacalcyonacea, Plexauridae. The record is from the annotation of a GenBank genome assembly.
AUGCAGAACAACGAAAUUGGAGAAGAACAUCAUCUUGAACCCCAGAAUGAUGCUAAGAAGAAAUACCUUGCAUUCACCUUGUGCAGAUAUCUCGGUAAAAUAAUCACUCUUCCCAAUUGGACAGGAUUCAACACCAAACUUAUUUAUAAGAGAGACAUACCUACUCAGUCUAAAAUUGGGUAUCUGCCCAUAAUUUAUGCAAGCCCAACAGAACUUUCAACAGUAAAGGAGAUACUUAAUCAGAGUGAGAAGAUAGCCGACAAACUGAACUUGAAAUACAUGUGCUUGGUUUUUGAUGAGGCAAUCUAUGCCAAAGUUCAGCAAAUUAGAUGGAAGGAAGAGGGGUAUCUCAGCCGAUUUAUUGUCCGACUUGGGGAUUUUCACAUGGCAAUGCCAUAUUGUGGAGCAAUUUCCAAACUGUUUAAAGAUACUGGGUUAAAGGUAUUUUUAACAUGCAUAAUUGUCAUUGUUAACCCAUUAAGCUGCAGAGCUUCCUCAUUGACGAGUAAAAUCGUCUGGUGUUAGACAAGUCAACAAAGUAGGGCGCACUUGGGCGCAUUGCAGCUCAAUGGAUAGAUACAUUGUCAGAUUUUUUGGUUAACCCAUUAAGCUGCAGAGCUUUUCCAUUGACAAGUACAAUCGUCUGGUGUUAGACAUGACAAGUAAAAAAAUAAGUAGGGCGAACUUGGGUGCAUUGUGGCUCAAUGGGUUAAACAGCUUUCUCAACACAUAAGUUUCAUUGUCGAAAUCUGGUUACAAGGAAAGCCUUAACUUUCUUAUAUGUAUAUGCAAGUCAUUUUAAAAAACUAGCUUUUGCAUUUGUUUUACCCGAUAUGAAACACUUGACCAAGCCGGGGAUUUUAUACUUGAUAAGAGAGAUGUUUGUUUUUUAAAUUAUAGUUAAAAAUGACAAUGUUGUUGUUAUUUCUAUAGGACAUCCUUAUUGAGUCUGAAAUUGUAGCGGUUGGAUCAAUAAAUGGAGUAAUGUCGGGCAAGCACUACAACAGAAGUGUUAGGUCACACAAGGUUGUCAAUAAGGCCUUAGUAAGAUUGUUGUUUCAGAGAUAUCUUGAGUCACUUUCUGCAGACAAAAAGAUGAAACUAUUACCCUGAUUGGUAAGUUCACACAACUACGGUUCUUUUUAAAUUACACUUAGUCCAGCAAUUAACAAUUCCAUCAAGGGCGGUCUCGCCCAUUGAUGCAUAAGAGUCUCCUUAUAAUAUGAAAAUAUGCAACUUAAAGUGAGUGUCCAGUGACUUGGUAGUUUAGAAUACUACUGGGCACCUAAAAAGUUAAAACAAAACAAUGUUUUAUGUGAACCUGGCACUUAAAUUCAUAUAAAGGUUAGAGAGUCGAAACACCAACUUACUGACAAAUUGCAUUUGCUUGAACCAUCCAAGUUUUUUCUCAUGUCAUUUCUACGCACACGUCACCCAGGUUACAAAAUUCAACUCCCGUUGCAUGUGUAUGUGGAAACAAUCUAUUGCUUUUAAGAGGUAAACUAAGAUGCACAUUUUAUACAUUAUAGAAAACCUUGCUGCAAAGUUUCCUUGUGAAGAGUACUUGACAGAAGUGAUCUCAGAGGAUUUUGAACAAUUAAGAAUGGCUGUUGCUAUGUUUGCCCAAUCAGAGGCUGAGAAAAAACCAACAUUUGCUCUGUGGCUGAAUUACAUUGAGAUGGUUCAAGUCCUUUUGAUAUUCUUGCGUGCAACAGGAGAAAACAACUGGGAUCAACAUCUCUCAGCAGUUAGAUCUACGCUUCCUUGA